This is a messenger RNA of Haliotis rubra (blacklip abalone), 832 nucleotides long. RefSeq lists its product as uncharacterized. The record is from RefSeq and is a predicted model, not a curated record. The transcript has 2 exons. Lineage: Eukaryota; Metazoa; Mollusca; Gastropoda; Lepetellida; Haliotidae. The coding region runs from base 46 to 606 and encodes 186 amino acids.
CGCCAGGUUACUCAGUGAAGGGGAUGCUGUUCAUCAUUGUUCAUCAUGUCCGGUGUAUAUUAUUUUUCAGAAGGACCAACGUGUUACAUAACAAGUGACAAGAACGCCAGCCUACUCAGUGAAGGGGAUACCCUAACACUGACGGUGAACCUUUCGAGAAGCGACUGCCCUCAGUCUUUGCUGCUUCAGUUGAGGACAGGGAACAUCAGCUCUGUUAUCACCACGGAUACCGAUAUCGAAGAUGGAACACUUACCAAAGUGUUCAACGUAACAAGCUCACACGCCGGGGAGGUCAGUUUGAUCUACAAUUGUAGUGGCAGCAGUUGGAACCUACUCUGUGAGGGGAUAAAGCGGCUGGUUCUCGGUAAACAGGCUAACAUCAUGACAACACCUCCACAGCUCACAGGUCAUCCAACAACAGACGGACAAGAUACAGAUAGCUCUCAACCACGUAUGAUACUCGGGAUCAUAUUUGCUGUGGUUGUCAUUGUCAUCGCACCUGUUACCAUCAUCAUCACCAUCUUUGUAGUCAAACGCUGGAAAAAGGGAAAACAUAGAAACAAAAAACAUGACGAAGACGACACUGACACCAAGCUAACAUCCUAAGAGAACACAUCCGCAUUGCGGCGAGGGUGUAGAGAUGUCGAUCAAGUUCCAUUGGCACAGUCAUUUACUAAAGUUAGUUAGUUUCAUUAACCCAGUACAAACUAGCCUGGACAAACGCAUAUGGCAUAUAUUGUUCAAUCUUCAAAUAUUGUGGCCAUUAUCAAGCUUGUUCCAAUGAGUGAGUGAGUGAGUUUGGUUAUACGCCGCUUUUAGCAAUGUUCCAGCA